Messenger RNA from Pterocles gutturalis (yellow-throated sandgrouse), 2568 nucleotides. It is a transcript of the gene NEK10, whose product is annotated as NIMA-related kinase 10. The transcript has 25 exons. Gene Ontology annotation, molecular function: protein serine/threonine kinase activity; ATP binding. The annotation marks the transcript as partial. Lineage: Eukaryota; Metazoa; Chordata; Aves; Pterocliformes; Pteroclidae. The record is from RefSeq and is a predicted model, not a curated record. Gene Ontology annotation, biological process: protein phosphorylation.
UCCAGAAUGUAGGGAGAAGAUAAGUGAGCUCACCGUUGUUGAGAACUUGCUGGUGAUAUUACAUGAAUACGAUUUGCUUUCUAAAAGGCUCACAGCAGAGUUGCUACGUCUCCUCUGUGCAGAGUCACAAGUCAAAGAGGAAAUUAAAAUAUGUGAAGGAGUUCCAGUCUUGCUCAGUUUACUCCAUUCUGAUCAUAUCAAACUUCUAUGGAGUAUAGUUUGGAUUCUGGUACAAAUUUGUGAAGACCCUGAGACUAGUGUGGAAAUACGGAUUUGGGGUGGAAUCAAGCAGCUGCUUCAUAUAUUACGGGGGUAGAAAAAAAAUCGCUCUUCAGUUGGAAGUUUAUCUAGCGCAAAUGCAGCAGGGAGAAUACAACAUCUUCAUUUGUCAGAUGAUUUGAGUCCUGAUGAGAUGCAAGAAAAUACUUUCUCACUUCAAGCAGCUUGUUGUGCUGCGCUUACUGAACUGGUGCUAAAUGAGGCUAACGCUUACCAGGUAGUACAGGCAAAUGGAAUAUAUACAAUAGCAAAGCUGAUUUUACCAAACAAAGAAAGGAAUGCUGAAAAAGCUAAUGUAUUACAGUGUUAUGCUUUCAGAGCCCUGAGAUUUCUCUUCAGCAUGGAAAGAAAUCGACAUAUCUUUAAAAGACUUUUCCCUACUGACUUGUUUGAAAUCUUCAUUGAUAUUGGACAUUAUGUGCGUGAUAUCAGUGCUUAUGAAGAGUUGGUAUCAAAGCUAAAUUUAUUAAAGGAGGACAAACUGAAGCAAAUUGCUGAAAGUAUUGAGAGCAUCAAUCAGAAUAAGGCACCUACAAAACAUAUAGGCAAUUACACAAUUUUAGAGCACCUUGGCAGUGGAGCUUUUGGAAGUGUAUAUAAGGUUCGAAAACAUAAUGGACAAAAUCUCCUCGCAAUGAAAGAGGUCAAUUUACACAGUCCAGCAUUUGGAAAGGACAAAAAAGACAGAGACAGCAGUGUAAAAAACAUUGUAUCUGAAUUAACCAUCAUCAGAGAGCAGCUUUAUCAUCCAAAUGUUGUACGGUAUUAUAGAACCUUCUUGCAGAAUGACAGAUUGUACAUAGUCAUGGAGCUUAUAGAGGGAGUGCCAUUGGGAGAACACGUUUGCUCAUUGAAGGAAAAGCAACAACAGUUUACAGAAGAAAGAAUAUGGCAUAUAUUUAUCCAACUUUGUCUAGCUCUUCGCUAUUUACACAAAGAGAAAAGGAUUGUUCAUCGAGAUCUCACUCCGAACAACGUCAUGCUGGGGGAUAAAGACAAAGUUACAAUUACUGACUUUGGGCUUGCAAAGCAAAAGCAAGAAAACUGCAAACUUGCAUCAGUAGUGGGAACCAUUCUAUACUCGUGCCCUGAAGUUGUAAAGAGUGAGCCGUAUGGAGAGAAGGCUGAUGUCUGGGCUGCGGGAUGCAUCCUUUAUCAGAUGGCAACUCUGAACCCACCGUUUUACAGCACCAAUAUGCUCUCCUUGGCAACUAAGAUAGUAGAGGCUGUGUAUGAUCCUGUGCCAGAAGGACUGUACUCUGAAAAAGUGUCACUUACGAUUAAGAGAUGCCUGACUCCUGAUGCAGAGGCACGUCCAGACAUAGUGGAGGUGAGCUCACUGCUGUCUGAUGUGAUGAUGAAAUACCUGGAUGUUUUAUCCACCUCUCAUCUCAUGAUGGAGAAGAAACUGGAUCAGGAGAGGAGACGAACCCAGGGGUACUUUGUGGAGGUUAAUCGAAAUGCAGUAACCUAUCGCCAUCAGCUUUCCAUUUUAUCACAAAAAAAUUAUGAGAAGUUGAGUCUUUGUAGCAGCAGCCAUGGAGCAGUCAGUUGCAAAAGUGAAUUUUCAGAAAAUACUGACCUCCCAGCUGGAAGUUGUCAAUCAGCAUGUGGAAAAGAUGAGGAAAGAACAUACGAAGAAAUCGUGGUAGAGGAUCGCAGUGCUUUAGAGAACUCCAAAAAGGAUAUGUCCUCUGAAUUAGAUGAUGAGCUGGAUGUAUUAGGCAACUUAAGCAGCUCCAGUUCAAGUCAUUUGAAAGAGUCUGCUGUUGGUAUAAUUAAACAAAGUUUUAGUGCUUCUGAAAGACAACCUCAGAUUAGAGAUUGUAUUGAAGGUCCAGGAUCACGACUGCGACCAGCAUCGGCAGGAAUUUCUGUAUCACAACAGAAGGUGCGUCAGAUCAGUGACCCUGUUCAGCAGAUUCUUAUUCAGCUGCACAAAAUUAUCUUCAUCACUCAACUUCCUCCAGCUUUUCAAUGCAACUUGAAAAGGAGAAUCAUUGAGAGAUUCAAGAAGUCCCUCUUCAGUCAGCAGAGCAAUCCAUGUAAACUGAAAUCAGAAAUGAAAAAGCUGCUGCAAGGUUCUCCUGAACUGAUUGAGCCCAACUUCUUCACACCAGAUUGGCAUGUGGUACUUUCCUCUUCAGGUGGAAAUAUGUUGCUUCCAGAUGAUAGAAAAGGUAUUGUUGGCACUUGUGACAUAGCAGAAGGGAUGACAUAUGAGCAGUUGCAGACUCUAAUUGAAGAGGUUCUAGAGGAAAGUGGUUAUUACAAUUUCUCUUCUAACAA